AUAUAAUCAAUCACUGAGGGAUGACGAGAAAGGUAAAUGACGCGGAUAGGAUGCAUAACUGCCACGUAAAGAAAGAAGCCAGAUUCCAGAAACAGAGCAGGACAGAGCAGGUAUUUUUUUUUUUUUCCAGCUAAUAGUAUAGCAAGUAGCAAUGGAAGAGAUGGGUUCUUCAUCUUCAACCCCUUUGUCAAAUCACAAGAAGACCUCCUUCAUGUCUCACCUGAAGAAGAGUUGCUUAUCUUUCGCAGCUUCUGUACAGGAAAGUUUCAGAUAUGUAAAAGCCUUUUUUGUUGGUCAGGCAAAGACUAUAACUGCAAGAAAUGAGAAGGAAGCAAGUGAAGCUGAACUUGAGGCUACCAAAAUGCAGGUUGAGGCUGCUGAUGCUGCUGAAGAUAUCAAGAACAGACUCAAUAAAUCCGCGUAAAUUUUCGCUUUUCCAUCGAAACUACCGUUUUCUACAGAAUUUCUUUCUUUUUUCUUCUCCUGAUGCAUAAGGGAAAGUGUGUAACAAAAAUGUCUUUUAUUAGCUCCAAUAUGUCCUUCUGGUUUAAUUAAACAUGAUAUAUUGUUAAUUAACUUUAAGAGUGAAUUAAUCUGACUUAAUUGGAUCAUUUUAUUCUAUUUAUUU
This is a messenger RNA of Gastrolobium bilobum, 628 nucleotides long. RefSeq lists its product as uncharacterized. The transcript has 3 exons. The record is from RefSeq and is a predicted model, not a curated record. Lineage: Eukaryota; Viridiplantae; Streptophyta; Magnoliopsida; Fabales; Fabaceae. The coding region runs from base 152 to 424 and encodes 90 amino acids.